CCGCGGUGCGGGCCCAUGGCGGCGGCGGGCGCGGCGGGGACGGCGGCGGCCCGGUCGGCCGAGGGGCCCCCGGGGCCAGCGGCGGCGGAGCUGUGGCUCAAUAAAGCCACAGACCCAAGCAUGCCAGAACAGGAUUGGUCAGCUAUCCAGAAUUUCUGUGACCAGGUGAACACUGAUCCCAAUGGCCCAACCCAUGCGCCCUGGCUGCUGGCCCAUAAGAUCCAGUCUCCACAAGAGAAAGAAGCUCUUUAUGCCUUAACGGUGCUGGAGACAUGCAUGAACCACUGCGGAGAGAAGUUCCAUGGCGAGGUGGCCAAGUUCCGCUUCCUGAAUGAGCUGAUCAAAGUGCUGUCCCCAAAGUACCUAGGGUCCUGGACCACAGAAAAAGUUAAAGGAAGAGUCAUCGAAAUACUCUAUAGCUGGACAGUCUGGUUUCCAGAAGACAUUAAGAUCCGAGAUGCUUAUCAGAUGCUGAAGAAACAAGGAAUCAUAAAGCAAGACCCUAAACUACCAGUGGAUAAAAUCUUGCCCCCACCUUCUCCCUGGCCCAGGAACUCCAUCUUUGAUGCCGAUGAAGAAAAGUCAAAGCUUCUGACAAGGCUUCUGAAGAGCAGCCACCCUGAGGAUCUGCAGGCUGCAAAUCGGCUGAUCAAGAGUUUGGUCAAGGAGGAGCAAGAGAAAUCUGAGAAGGUAUCCAGGAGAGUCAGUGCCGUGGAGGAAGUGCGGAGCCACGUGAAGGUGCUGCAGGAAAUGCUGAGCAGGUAUCGCCGGCCGGGGCAGGCUCCGCCAGACCAGGAGGCCCUGCAGGUUGUGUAUGAGAGGUGUGAGAAGCUGCGGCCCACCCUGUUCCGGCUGGCGAGUGACACUGUGGACGAUGACGACGCACUAGCGGAGAUUCUCCAGGCGAACGACCUCCUCACCCAGGGAGUUCUGCUGUACAAACAGGUGAUGGAGGGCCGCGUCAUCUUUGGGAGCACGGUGACCAGCACAGCAGGAGACACUCCUGUCUGCAGAGUCUUGCAGAGUCCAGCAGCCUGCCCGAGGAGCUGCCUGAUUGACUUGGAGCCAGACAGUGGGUCUGAGCAGGCUGUGCCUGGGGCGCCAUCUCUGCUUCAUCAGGACCUGGCAGCCUUAGGAAUCAGUGAUGCUCCAGUUACCAGCAAGGUUGCUGGGCAGAGUUGCUGUAAGGAAAAGAGGAAUCCUGCGGGCACACUGCAGGGUGGUGAUGUUCAGAGCCCAUCAGCAGAGAGGAGCGUGCUGGACCUCCUUUCCCCACAGUCACCUUCUGGCGCCCUGAAUUAUAUUCCACAGAAAAAUAUCCCCAAGGAGGUGGCACCAGGUACUAAGUCCUCUCCAGGUUGGUCCUGGGAGGCUGGCCCAUUGGCUUCGUCUUCCUCUUCUCAGAAUACACCUCUGGCUCAAGUGUUUGUCCCUUUGGCGUCUGUUAAGCCCAGCAGCCUGCCUCCGAUCAUCGUGUACGACCGGAAUGGAUUCCGAAUUUUGCUCCACUUUUCCCAGACGGGGGUCCCUGGCCACCCCGAGGUGCAAGUGCUCCUGCUGACCAUGAUGAGCACUGCCACCCAGCCUGUCUGGGACAUUAUGUUUCAGGUGGCCGUGCCAAAGUCAAUGAGAGUGAAACUGCAGCCGGCGUCCAGCUCCCAGCUCCCAGCGUUCAGUCCUUUGAUGCCUCCGGCCGUGAUCUCUCAGAUGCUGCUGCUUGACAAUCCACACAAAGAGCCAAUCCGGUUACGGUAUAAGCUGACAUUCAACCAGGGCGGACAGCCUUUCAGCGAAGUAGGAGAAGUGAAAGACUUUCCAGACCUGGCAGUCUUGGGUGCAGCCUAACUUUUUUCCAGACACACCCUGCCAUUCGAGUGUAGGCAAUGUUCCUUGUGCUGUCUACAUGGGACUAAUCACAGUGACUGAGCGCAGACUGCCAGGAGUGCUGUCCUGAUGCAGCCUCCAGAUGCCAGCCUCUGGCUUGUUUUGUACUCUGUGUGUGUGUGUGGGGGGGGGGGGGGGGUGCGCUUGAACACACUGUACCGGGUUCAUGGGAGGGUGGAACAGAACUUGGAUGUGGUCAGUAUGCAAAGUGCAGAAGCAUUUCUGCAACCGCCUGCUACGAGCAUAUCUGUUCUGUCUGGACACUGGUCUUCUGCCUCAGGCGGGACAUUUUAUAGCCAAAGCUGUUGUUUUCAUGUAUUACCUUGUCACUCAUCCACUCUGUGCCUUGUCAGCCUCUGAAAGUCUUGGUUGCUCCCAGGUUGCUGCUCUCAGGGACCUUAACAGGGACCCAGUGGGUCUUGGGGCAGAGGGUGCUUCUGGGGCACUCUUUCCACUUCCACUAGGGAAUGCAGCUGGCACGUGUUCCAAAGACCUUCUAGAUGGAAUGCGUGUCGCAUGUUUUCCAGGCAAGAGGCUGCACCGACCAGAGGACCACACUUGGUGGCCAGUCAUGUUCUUCACCACUGUGCCUUCGAACCUCCCACAGCUGGACCUCAGGGCGGCGGGGAACGCAGAUCCCAGGCCUCACUCAGGCCUUAGGCUCCGCGGGUUGUGCAGCCUGUCUGGGCCCUUACUCGGGACCCUCAUCUCCAUCCCGUCUGCCCAGGCAUGUACUUAGAGCCCGGGUGGCGCAGUGCCAGUCACCGUACAUCGUAGCUAGCAGGCUCCCCCUCGUCUGUUGCCUUCGCAACCCAAGAUGAACUGUGAUGCAAAUAGAUAUGAAAAGAGCUUAGCAGUGAUUUAAAUGGUGACUAAAUACAGAAAGUCACUGAAUAAAUACCUGUGUAGCAAA
This is a messenger RNA of Pipistrellus kuhlii (Kuhl's pipistrelle), 2797 nucleotides long. It is a transcript of the gene GGA2, whose product is annotated as golgi associated, gamma adaptin ear containing, ARF binding protein 2. Lineage: Eukaryota; Metazoa; Chordata; Mammalia; Chiroptera; Vespertilionidae. The record is from RefSeq and is a predicted model, not a curated record. Gene Ontology annotation, molecular function: small GTPase binding; ubiquitin binding; phosphatidylinositol binding. Gene Ontology annotation, cellular component: trans-Golgi network. The coding region runs from base 16 to 1845 and encodes 609 amino acids. Gene Ontology annotation, biological process: vesicle-mediated transport; intracellular protein transport. The transcript is spliced from 17 exons.